This is a messenger RNA of Endocarpon pusillum Z07020, 1743 nucleotides long. RefSeq lists its product as uncharacterized. Bases 1 to 1743 code for a protein of 580 amino acids. NCBI's taxonomy places the organism in Eukaryota, Fungi, Ascomycota, Eurotiomycetes, Verrucariales, Verrucariaceae. The record is from RefSeq and is a predicted model, not a curated record. Gene Ontology annotation, molecular function: protein binding. The transcript has 2 exons.
AUGGAGAAUAGGGUGGUCCCGACUCGAUCGGGUGUGCAAUACACGCCCGAGCAAUGGGCCAAGAAACGAGACAUCAUUACUCAGCUUUACGCAACAGAAGGAAAGUCAUUGCGGGAGGUCAAGGAGCACUUGCGAACGAAGCACGACUUUCGACCCACCGAUCGCAUGUACCAAAGAAAACUAGCGCAAUGGGGUCUUGAGAAGAAACAUAAAGCGCCGGAGAUGAGAGCUAUACUCCGUAUAGCCAGACAGCGACAAGCAGCCGGUCAGCACUCCGUAUUCAGGAUCAGGGGUCGUCAGAUCGACAUCGAGGAAGUCCUCAGAUACUUCAAGCGGAGAGGCGAGGACCCAUCCACACUGGACUUACCAGAAUGCGCUCCCCCCCACACGAUUACUGUUGAGACACCUGCGCCAUCACCACCACCAUCAUUGCCACCACAAAUGCAGUCGUUCGGGUCCAUUGACGAUGAAGAUAAUCCCGAUGAAACCCCUUCUACUACAUUGGAUCAACCUCUGAUCCCAUACCCAACUCCUGAAACCGAAUAUGCAUUCCUUUGGGCUUCUGAUUCCUCCUCAGACUCGUCGAUUCGAUCCGACUCAGUCGUGUCUACUCCAGUCGUUUACUCGGAUGGCCAGGUGACUCUUCAAUUGAUUCCUGACAACCCAUCUUUGGCUAUGCCAAUUGAUGCGACUCUCGACUUUCCAUAUGCACGAUAUCUCCUUUACUGGACGCAGCAAUUUCUCGGGCACAUCGUGCCCCCAACAUUUUACUCUGAAGAUGGAGCAAGCCAAAUCAUCUUCAAACCUUGGAGGAGAACACUCUCAACCUGGGCACGGGCAAUAAGUGAAGGUCAGGAGCUGAUACGAAGAGGUCAAGAAGCCGAGGCCGAUAAAUUACGGAAAAGAGCACUCGCUAGUGUCAGGAAGCACAUCACGAACCCGUCUCCAAUCACCUUGUUGCGCUACUUCGAGAUCAUCUGCGCCCUCUGCGAGUUAGACCCACACUUCCUCGAUGUGACCCUGAGACACGUCUUCGCCGAGGCUGGGAAGUACCUAUAUGUCAACCAUCCCAUAACAGCGUUGACCCGAAUGUUCCUGGAUCCACGAGCUAGACCAUUCAGGGGGCCACUCGCCCAACAGGGUAUAUUCAAGUCGCUUGCUAUUCUUCUCGAAACGUAUAGACCUCGUCAUCCUCGUAUGCUUUACAUACUGGACAGCCAAACGCAAGCUCAUCUUGAUGCUCAGCAAUACGAGGCUGCCAUUAAAUCAGCCGAGCUGUACCUUCAGCGUGCAGAACUCAUUGUGGGCGAAAACUCUUUCGAAUCAUGUCAAGCGUGGCGCAUGCUAGGAGAUGCGCACAUCAAGCAGAAUCAGCUUGAGAAAGCUGCUACGGCAUAUCACAAAGCCUUUACACUUCAAGCACAUCUGACAUCAUCCAAGUAUCGCCCUGCCAAAGAGGUCAAGAAGGAUCAGAGCACUAUCGGUGUCAGGACGCAACGUGGCUUGGCUGAUAUCGCUAAGAGACGGGUACAAUAUCCCCAAGCGCGACAACAUCUCGAGGUUGCCUUACACAUGGCAAGGGAAGCCUUUGGAGAAGAUGAUGUACUGGUUCAGCUGGUGCAGAAGGACCUUGUCGCCCUGAACGUGACGCAAAUGACAGAAGCAUUUGCCAUCAUGCCUCCCAACAUUUGGCCUAUUACCAACCAGAGGCGCGAGCCGCAACUUGACAAUACCCUGUGCUGA